ACCACUGAACAAAAAGUGAGAGAGAAUCAGAGACCCCUGCAGUAGCAGAACCCACUCAAAUAAAUCCCCAUAUUUAAUUUUCACAACCUCCAAUCUCUCUCUCUCUCUCUCUCUCUCUCUCUCUCUCUCUCUCUCUCUCUACCAUUCCCCACAAGUUUAUCAUCCUCAAUCCUCAAACCCUAGCAUUAAUUCCUCAAUGGGUUCUUCAUAUAUUCCGUUUUAAAGUUCAGAAACAAGAGAAAUUUUCAUUUACACAAGAAGCAUGGCCGCAUUUCCCAGCUCAAGGUACUUCGUAAUCCUCUAUUUGUUGACCCUUUCCUUCGAAUCCCUACUCGCAGACACCAAUUCGUCUUUUUCUUUCAAGAAUUUUGGUUGGAAUUCAAGUUUUGAGUCUGUUCUUGCACUUUAUGGUGAUGCAAAAGCUGUUAACGAUGGUUCUUCUCUACAACUCACUGCUCCAUCAGUUUCUAGUGCUGGUCGAGUGAUUUACAAAAACCCCAUCAAGUUCUAUGGCGGAAUCCCCGAGAAAUUGGUGUCGCUCUCCACAUACUUCUCGUUUUCAAUUUCGCCGGACUCGAAAAAUGGAGAUGGUUUAGCUUUUGUUGUGUUUUCAGAUGGGUAUCCUGUGGAUCUGUUCGACGAUAAUGGGUCAUUCGGGUUGCCAAAUGGGGAUAAUUUCAAGUUCUUAAGUGUCGAAUUUGACACAUCGAUGGACAAUAAGUAUGGUGAUAUGAAUGAGAAUCAUAUCGGGAUCGAUUUAUCUAGUUUUGUGUCGUUGAAAGCAAUGAACUUAUCUUCCGUCAAUUUGGGACUCAAAAGUGGUAAUCGAUUGCAAGUUUGGAUCGAUUACCAAUCAAGUUCAAGGCGAUUGGAGGUUAGAUUGAAUAGAUAUGGUGAAACCCGUCCUGUUGACCCGUUGUUAUUCCAUCGAAUUGAUUUGGCUAAAAUCUGGCCUGGAAAUGAGGGUUUUUUCGUGGGGUUAACUUCAUCAAAUGGGAACUCUUCACAACUCUGUAAUCUGUAUUCAUGGAGCUUUAAAACAAGGCAAUCACCAGAUUGGAUGCAUUCUGAACCUUUGGAUCCUAUGGUUUUCAAAGAAAGGGAAGAAAACGAGAUCAAGAUUCAUAAGAAAAGUGAUUGUGUAAUGAGGAUUCUUUCUGCCCUCAUACUUGGAAUCGGAUUAGGAGCAUUAGGAAGCUUUAUUGGAAUGUUUAUGUGGACAAUAUUUGCAAAAAGACGGCCGAUUGCCCCUGAAGAUUAUGCUAUGAAACAUGUGGUUCUUAAUAAAUCCUCAUCAAAUGAGAAGCAAUAGGUAAGAAAGAAGCAUUUCACUAGUUGUUUAGAUGUUAUUCCAUAUUUCUUGUGAAUUGUAAAUGGAUUUUGCUUGUGGUGAUCUUGUAACUGUUUGUUGUUAUUGUGUUACUAAAUUUCAGUUAUUAAAUCUUCUGAAUCUAGUGUU
Messenger RNA from Lactuca sativa (garden lettuce), 1459 nucleotides. RefSeq names its product Concanavalin A-like lectin family protein. Gene Ontology annotation, molecular function: carbohydrate binding. Lineage: Eukaryota; Viridiplantae; Streptophyta; Magnoliopsida; Asterales; Asteraceae. The record is from RefSeq and is a predicted model, not a curated record.